Elephantulus edwardii (Cape elephant shrew) is the source of this 1440-nucleotide messenger RNA. RefSeq names its product stromelysin-2-like. The coding region runs from base 1 to 1440 and encodes 479 amino acids. Gene Ontology annotation, cellular component: extracellular matrix. Gene Ontology annotation, molecular function: zinc ion binding; metalloendopeptidase activity. The transcript is spliced from 10 exons. Gene Ontology annotation, biological process: proteolysis; extracellular matrix organization; collagen catabolic process. NCBI's taxonomy places the organism in Eukaryota, Metazoa, Chordata, Mammalia, Macroscelidea, Macroscelididae. The record is from RefSeq and is a predicted model, not a curated record.
AUGAAGGGUCUGAUCAUCAUUGUGCUAUUAUGUCUACCAGCUUGCUUGGCUUACACACUGGAAAAAACAGUAAAGGAAGAACCAAACAUCGACUUUGUUCAGAAAUACCUGGAAAAUUACUAUAAUCUUGAAAAGGAUAUGAAACAAUUAGUAAGAAGAAAUGACAGCAGUGCUAUGAUUGAAAAAAUCCAGGAAAUGCAGAGAUCCCCUGGGUUGAAGGUGAUGGAGAAGCGGGACACUGACAUCCUAGAGAUGACACAUAAGCCCAUAUGUGGAAUCCCCAUUAUUAGUCACUUCUUCAGAUUUCCUGGCUCACCCAGGUGGAUGAAAACCAACGUUACUUACAGAAUUGUGAACUACAUACCGAAGCUGUCAAGAAAUGCUACUGACUUUGCCAUUGAGAGAGCUCUGAAACUCUGGGAGGUGGAGACUCCUCUCACAUUCUCCAGGGUUUAUGAUGGAGAGGCUGACAUAAUGAUUUCUUUUAAGAGUAGAGAUCAUAUAGACUUUGCAUCUUUUGACAUACUUCCACUGGCUGUGGCUCAUGCCUUUUCACCUGGACCAGGGUUACGUGGAGACGUUCAUUUCUAUGAUGACAUACAAUGGACAGAAGAUUAUUCCGGCAUCAAUUUUCUAUUUGUGGCUGCUCAUGAACUUGGUCAUGCCCUGGGUCUCUCUCAUUCGAAUGACCCUGAAGCUUUGAUGUACACGUUAUACAAGGAACUCAACGACUCCUCCCAGUUGCGCCUUUCACAAGAUGACGUGAAUGGCAUUCAAUCCCUCUAUGGACCUCCACCUUCCUCCUCUGAUAACACCACAGUGCCCACAGAAUCCAGUUCUACACAAUCACAACCACCAACCACGUGCCACCCCGACUUGUCAUUUGAUGCAGUAACUACUAUGAGAGGAGAAAUUCUCUUUUUUAAAGAGAGCUAUUUUUGGCAGAAAAACCACAGUGCUCCUGAAUCUGCUAUAUUGUAUUCUAUUUCCUCACAUUGGCCCUCUCUUCCAUCAAAGUUGGAUGCUGCAUAUGAAGCUUAUGCCAAGGACACUGUCUUUGUAUUUAAAGAGAAUCAGUUCUGGGCCAUGAAACUCCUAGAGAUGCAAGCAGGUUAUCCAAGAAGCAUCUACACGUUGGGCUUUCCUCCAACCGUCCAGAAAAUUGAUGCAGCUGCUUCUGAUGAGGAUAACAGGAAAACCUACUUUUUUGUAAAGGAGAAAUACUGGAGAUUUGAUGAGAAUAGCCAGUCCAUGGAUCAAGGUUUCCCCAGACUAAUAACUGAGGACUUUCCAGGAGUUGAGCAAAAGAUUGAUGCUGUAUUUAAAAAUUCUGGAUUGUUUUAUUUCUUCAGUGGACCGGUACAGAUUGAGUUUGACCCUGAUGCCAAGACGGUGACAAAGCGUGUGAAGAGUAACAGUUGGUUAGGUUGUAAAACAUGA